AUGACGCCGCGCACGCGCUCUGGCAACGGCGAAGCCGAACCCAAAGUCUACUAUUCGAAGAAAGUGCCGCAGCAAGUACACUUUCCGCACAAACGCAAGACGGUGCGCCGACGCACCUCGCCAGUUCAAGAUGGGUCAGGGAAGCGCCAACUGGUCUUUGUGCCGGAGAAGAUGAAGAAGCAAGGUACACCAAGAGUGGUUGGGGACUCGGAUGAGGAAAGCGAAGGGGGUCUGAAAGACGGGGAUGUGUCAAUUUCCCCCCAGGCAGACAAGGAACACAGCAAGACGAGAAAAAGGAAGAAGACGGGCAGAAAUUGCGACAGUGAACCUUUGCAAGAAGAUGGUAGUGAAAAGGAUGAACCCGUUGGACCUGUGAAGAAGCGCCAACGGAAAGCCGCUGCCCCGAAGAACAAUCGGCGCUCGAGGCGUGUCCAACCCGACUCCAACGAUGACAACGACGGAUCGACCAAGCCUGAUAGAGAACGUACGCUGAGAAGGCAGUCAACUAUGACACAACUGGUAGAAGGACGGAAACCAUUACCAGGCUCCGAGGGCCCCGACUUUAGGCCUGUAAAGCAGGGGCCGCGUCUGAGCUGGAGUGGGAAAGGCAAAGCAACUAAGGAUGGGAAACAGCGGACGUUGACCCAAAUGGUGUCUGGCAUGCGUCCACUGGAGAUCAUGUCAGAUGAGGAUGUGGAGGAUACGCUGAGCGAUGUUGAGGCCCAGGAGGCGGAUAGCCAUAAUUAUCGAGAUGCGGUAGCGCGGCGGCUGGCGCAACAAGGGCUCUAUCGGAAUGAUCACGGCGACGAUGAAGAAGCUGGAGAGAACAUGCAACCUGGUGUGGAAACGGAAGCCCAGGAGAAUGAAGAAGUAGCAGACGCACAAGACGUACCUGAACUUGUAGUGCAGUCAGUCGAAGAUGAUACGAACGGAGAAGGUGAAGACAGCUACAAGCCAACCCAAUUCAUCGAUGCUCCCAUUACAACAGUAACACACCGGACAACGCGAGAAAGGGCGGUGGUACCAACCGUAAAGAUCAGAGAAGCAUCACAUGUACAACAGAAGGCUGUCAGCUUCCGCAAAGCCCGAUUCAGUCUUCUUUCUACCCCAGAGAAGCGACGUGUCCGUGAGAUACCAUCGUCUCAAUCGCCGGCUGACUCACCGCUAUCAACACAAUUUACGCCUCACAGGUUGCAUCGGUCGCCACUGAAGAGAUGUACAGGAAAUGAGAUCCAAGCACCAGAGACGCCGUCGAAACGUAAACAAGUCACUUUCAGGGUGCCAUCCAAGACUCCUGUGCCGCCUCCUAGUCUGAGGAAAUUUGAAAGCACAAUCCAAGACUCCGAGGAUGAAGAUGAGGGGAUUUUUGAGGAUGAUGCGUCAUCAAGCGGGCGUUGUGUCGGUACUGAAACGCAGGCAAUGAUCGAUCAGAUCGAUCAAGCUUGUGCUGAUGCAGUUGAGGAGAGUGAGGCUGAGGCUGGCCUAUCGCCGGAACUGGAUGAGGUAUCUUUGCUGAGGAGUCUUAAUGAGGCUUCCCCUGAACUUGGAGAGCCACAGACACAGUCGAGUGGCCGACAGCAGCGGACUGUCCCAGAUGAAGAUUCACACCCUCAUGCUGAGUUGAUCAGCAUCAAGCAAGAGCCUGUUGAAGAUGUAGAGGUAGACGACCUAACAGCGUUACAUGCUGCCCGAUCGCAACCACCACACAAGGGAUCCAUGGAAAGUUCUGCUACCAUUGCUGCAGAAGCAGAGCUACCCACCUUUACGGAACAGCUUCACUCCACGCCGCCAAUCGUCCAAGACACAUGCCCAUCAACACCCAUGGCAAUUCCCGAAGAUUCCUCAGACGAAGAAUCCACACCCCAGCCAAGAAAACAACCCAUCCAGUACCCCCCGCCAACCCAGGUUCAACAAUCCACAGAUCUCGACGGCGAACUAAUUCAAGUCCCGCGGUCCCCAACUCCUCGACGCUCCGAGACACAGGAAUCCCAGACCAGCAAAGCAGAACAGCAAAUCCAAAGCGAAUGGUUCUCAUACUCGCAAUAUGUACACAAUGCUCGACCCCCUCAAUCCUUCAGCAUGCAAGCCGCACCCGACGCGUUCAGCUACAACGCAACACCGCGACCUCCACCCACCACUGCCUUGAACCCGCACCAAAACCAACACGCUCACCGACACACAGCCACUACCACCCACGCCGCCAGCCAAGCCACCACAAUUGACGAAAUCACCCAGCGCACACCACGAAAGAACAACACAACCCAACAUGUCUUAAGCACACACACAACACCACACCGCAUCGCCAGCUCCCAACCCACCAUUUCACCUAUCAGACCUCCGCCGCUGUUCAUACCGAGUAGUUUCCCCAGUCCAGAAAGAGCAGGCGUCGAGGGCUGGAGUAGUCCUGUGCUGGGGGGUGCGACACAGGGUGCAGGCGGUGGCGGGUAUGGUAGGAGUAGUCAGUGGGGAGCGAGUUUGGAGGAUUUUAGUAUUCCGCUGCCGCCGCCGAUGCCGUUGGUAGGGAGUAGUUGGGGUAGGGGCAACGGCAAGGUAAAGAAGGGGACGCGGAGGGGGAGGGGUUGUCAUGGGGAUGGGUGUGGUCAGCCGGGGUGUGAGAGUUGUACGUUUGAUGUGGAUGACCUGCCGGUGGUGGGAAGGAGUGGGAGUAUUGGGGUUAGGGGCAAUGGCAAGGGCAAGGGCAAGGCGAGGGGGAGAAGGAGAGGUUGUGAUGGGGACGGGUGUGGUCAGCCGGGGUGUGACAGCUGUGCGUUCUAUUAG
Molecule: messenger RNA, 2778 nt
Organism: Pyrenophora tritici-repentis Pt-1C-BFP
Lineage: Eukaryota; Fungi; Ascomycota; Dothideomycetes; Pleosporales; Pleosporaceae
Source: RefSeq, a predicted model, not a curated record